CCAGUUUCAGCAGUUGAGUACAGACCUUAUUGUUAUACUGAGGUUGGACAAAUAUGGCUCCAGUUGCUCUCAAGCUAUUCGUUGUGUUGGUGUUGGCCUCUGUGGCCAUCGAUGCCGUUCAUGGCUGCGGGAUCAACGUCAGAAACGCCUGCGGCUACUCAGUCACUACUUGCGCUCAGAAUCAGCAGAAUCGGGUCAAUCAAUACAAUCUGGGUCCUGGGGCAUCCGUAUGGCUUGACUUCGGCAGCGGAUGCAAGUGGAUUGCUGGAACCGUGUGGGCUUCUGUGAAAGGACAGUGUGCUGCACCUAGCAGCGCCUUCGCUGCCAAUGACAGGAAUUUGGCCAACUUGGCUGAAUUCACUAUCGGAGAUGGUUCGGGCAGUGAUUUCUACGACCUGAGCAAUGUGAAUGCUUACACCAUCCCAUUGAGCAUCCGUGUCAUCAACCGUGUCGGCGGAGGAGAUAAUUUGAAUGACUUCAGAUGCGGUGCUCCCAAAUGUGUCAUCAACGAUAUCAGAGGGUUCUGCAAGGGUAACAAUCAGCUUGUUACUCUUCCUUCUGGUGCUCUGUCGUGCAUCAAUACUGAUGGCACCAAUGGACGAGGCCCUACCGACGGAACUAGGCUGUUCAAACAAGCAUGCCAAGACUCCUACAGCUACAACUACGACGAUCCCACUUCCACGUUCACUUGUGGAACCGGCUCCAACUACGAAGUCACUUUCUGUCCUGGCAACGGACUGGUGAGCGACGAAUGAUCUGGCUCUUGUACACACUAAGCAAUCAUAGGUUCCAAAGAGGAUCGGAUGACUUUCAUCCCGAUGUUCCCUCGAUAGCGAAGGAAUAAAGCAUUAGACGCCUGCUUGAGGUUGUUACGAAUGGCUAAUGUGUACUUUUGCUUCUGCACAUUCAAUAGAAGACCUGAAAGCUGAACUGAACCGUGUAAUCUCAAAUUUGAAUCGCUUGAUUCACAAAAAAGC
Molecule: messenger RNA, 977 nt
Organism: Marchantia polymorpha subsp. ruderalis
Lineage: Eukaryota; Viridiplantae; Streptophyta; Marchantiopsida; Marchantiales; Marchantiaceae
Source: the annotation of a GenBank genome assembly